GUAGCGGUAAUGCGGUAAUCGACGAGUAGACGGACAAUAUGGCGCGGAAGCGUGGUUGUGACGUCAUGUGAGUAGGGUCUAUAGGAAAGUCAAUUACAUGCUGUUACAUUUUUCGGACACCAGGGGGGGCCCGUCUCCCCCUUAAAAUCUGCUUAUGCCUUUUUGAUAUUACUACGUUUAAGUAUUUUCUUAACGCAACUUUGUUUGGAGAAGUAAAGCGUUACCACACAAUAAAUUACUGGGUGUGUUUUCUCGUGAUGUGCUUCUUAAUUGUCUCAAGUUCAUUUGAUAGUCCUGGCUUUUGAGAGCUGAGUUGAAUAUGAUGGUGCAACCUUUUUUUCUUUAAUAUCAUCAUUUGAUAGUCCUGGGUUUUGAGAGCAGAGUUGAAUACGGUGGUGCAACCUUUUUUUCUUUUAUAUCAUUUAUGGCUGUUGAUCUACUCUGCAAACUUAAGUCAGCCAAAGGUGACAUUUCAAAUUAAAAAAGCAUUGUUUUCCCAGUCCAGUCAAUCAAAUUUUAAGUGACUUUAAAAGCCCCUUUAAACUUUAAACCAUUAUUAGAGGUGUGGAAAUCUUCUCAGGCUGUCUUUUGUGCUGAUCAGUGAGUCAGUGGAUUGUUCAUCACGCUUUGGCCGAUUAGAAUCAGGUGAAGGCAUAAUUAGGUGAAUGGUCAGCCUCUUGAAAGAAUGACAUCAACUCAAAGGCCACCAGUUGGUGAAGUAUAUAAGUAGCAUCAUCUCUUGCAUGCACCUGUCAGCAAAGAAGAGCAGUAAAAGCUGUUUUGUUGCAACAAUAUGCAGAAGCUAUUUCUUCUUGCAGGGCUCUUUCUGAGCAUUGCUUGGUUGGGAGCUACCGAACGACUGGUCUGUCUCUACAACAGCAUCUCUGACCAACGACGGGGAAUUGGACAUUUCGAGAUCGGCGACAUUAAGCCAUUCCUGUGUACCCAUAUCAUCUAUAGUUUUGUCGGCAUUGAUUCCAAAUGGGGCAUUUCAGUUGGCUCUAGUGACAAAAUUAAGUUUCCGCUCUUCAAGGACUUGAAGAAAAGGGAUCCAGCAAUGAAAACCCUUUUGGAGGUCAACUUGAUUUCAAGUCCGUUUGUCCAAGAAAUGCUAAGCAUGCAAGGAAAUAGGAGGGUUUUUAUCAAUUCUGCACUCUCCCUUCUGAGAAAUCCUGACUACACGUUUGAUGGUAUAAACCUCUUGUGGCUGGAAUCAAGGCAAAGGGGGGACAAGAAACUUUUCACAAAUCUCAUCCAGGAAUUCCGGCGCGCCAUAAAUUUGGAGGCGGCCAAGAGGGGUUAUGAAAAGUUACUGCUCACUGCAAGUGUGUCUGCUCAGCCAUUGGUCAUUAGUCGGAGUUAUGAGGUCAAACUGAUUGCAGAGCACAUCGACUUUUUCAAUGUAAUGACGUCUGAUGUUGAAAUUCCCUUUGUGAAGGGCAAACCAUCAUUCUACACUACAGGUGACUCAUUCAGCAAGGCGGCUUCUGCAGUCAACUUCUGGAAUAAACAGGGAGUGCCUACCCAAAAAAUUAACAUGGGGAUUGGAGUAUUUGGAGAAGCUUUUACUAUUAACAGUCUGGGCAUUGUUAAUCCUGCAGGGGGCAAUGUGCCUGAUAUACCAGAAGGAUUCUUAGCCCGUUAUGAGGUUUGCUCUUUCCUGCAAGGACUACUGAUGGCUGCAUCAGAUAAACAGGUUGUCUUUGAUGACAUAGCUUCCAUUGAUGCAAAGGCAAGUUACAUUAAACAACACAAAUAUGGAGGAGCGUUUGUCAUGUCCCUAGACUUGGAUGACUUCAAUCAACAGUGCUGUAGUCAUCCUUCUAAAUAUCCUGUCAUUCAACAUCUGCAUGAUGAGCUCGUACUGAAAUUUGUGAUUGGGUAGCACCAUUCAUGUUUGAUAUUAAAAUGGCUUACUUGUCUAAACUAAA
Messenger RNA from Corythoichthys intestinalis (scribbled pipefish), 1931 nucleotides. RefSeq names its product acidic mammalian chitinase-like. Bases 794 to 1885 code for a protein of 363 amino acids. The record is from RefSeq and is a predicted model, not a curated record. Gene Ontology annotation, molecular function: chitin binding; chitinase activity. The transcript is spliced from 11 exons. Gene Ontology annotation, biological process: carbohydrate metabolic process; chitin catabolic process. Gene Ontology annotation, cellular component: extracellular region. NCBI's taxonomy places the organism in Eukaryota, Metazoa, Chordata, Actinopteri, Syngnathiformes, Syngnathidae.